Messenger RNA from Marchantia polymorpha subsp. ruderalis, 1203 nucleotides. The record is from the annotation of a GenBank genome assembly. NCBI's taxonomy places the organism in Eukaryota, Viridiplantae, Streptophyta, Marchantiopsida, Marchantiales, Marchantiaceae.
AUGUGGAAGCCUAAAAACUACAGAUCGAUCCGGCGAAAUCCGCCACCACCACGCAGACCUGCUCCACCCGGCAGCCUUCCUCCACAAAAGCCACCAAGGCCCCGAAAACCUGCUCUUCCUCCUCCACCUCCUCCUCCUCCCUCCGUAGCAAAAUCGCAGUCUUCUUCAGUCUCCUCGACAACCUUCUCCGGCAUCACAGUCGAUAUUUACCCGAAGAAAGCUGUCCUGCCUCGGAUUGGAUCCGCUUCGACCCCGACCCGUCGUCAAGAGAGGGCCGAGACGAGAGACGAGACGAUACGAGAAGCGAAGAGAAGAGAAGCGCAGCGAACGAGGCCAGAGGACAAAGAGGGAGGAGCGUCGUCUGUGUCUCUGUCCGUCUCUCCGUCUGACAACGGAAGGAGAAGCAAUUGUCGAGGGAAGGGACGGAGGAUUGCGGCCGAGGGAUCAGGACGGACGGGCCAGAACGGGACGGGAAGGGAAGGAUUGUUGCGGAGCAAGGAAAGAACUUAUACUGGACCCUCUCCUAACACUCGCCCCCGCGCCCCCGCCGCUAUUUAUGCGAUCGCCUCUGGUCCACCUCCCGCUUCCGGUUACCGGCAACUCUCCUGGUCCGUCAGCCGUCAAGAUUCCGUAUCGACGGACACUCGACAGUUUGACCGCAAUCUUGACUCUUUUCUACGCCACGUGUUCGCCCAUUUCCGCCCUCGUCCUCUAGAGAAUUUGAAAACUUUUGAGAAUUUUCUCCCUGCGCGUAAAUCCGGCCACCGUGAAAAGCAAGCUCGCUCGCCUGUGCCGGAAGUGGAGUGGGGUCGGGGGAGCCAAGUGUCGGCCUCGAAUGCUGUUAGUCCAUUGGAACGGGCCGUUCCUCUGGCCGCUGGCGCACGCAUGCAAAUUCGAAUUUGUGCAUCGUUUCGUAACGGGGUUGUGAGCCAGGCGCGCCUGGACACCUCCUCGGCCCGGACUUUGUUUUAUGUCUUUAUUGAAUCAGGCGCUGGAGCUGCGGAACGUAUGCGUGCUACGGCAAUUUUCUGGCAAAAGGUGCUUUCCAUGAAGCUCAAAAGGUCGCCAUGCCUGGAGGCAGAAUUCCACCUGCUCGAGUGGGGUGGGCCGAUGGAUGGCCUCGACUGCAGUUGCAGUGCACACUUUACAGCAAUAAAUUCUAUCCUCUACGACACCUGGGAUAUGGCAGGAUUUUAUGUAUGA